Messenger RNA from Dibothriocephalus latus, 231 nucleotides. Lineage: Eukaryota; Metazoa; Platyhelminthes; Cestoda; Diphyllobothriidea; Diphyllobothriidae. The record is from the annotation of a GenBank genome assembly.
AUGCAUACCUACGCAAAACCUAGUGAGUUCAUGGAGAUAAGUUGCAUGCACCCCAAGCGUCGGCGUGGAACAGUGCACUCGGUGAAUCAGUGCGGACGAAACUGCACUGGUGGAUCGUUGGCUCCAUUUUGGCGGCACGUGGCACAAGCAGAGCAGUUGAGUGGCAUCGAUCGUGACCGACGCUUCUGGAACGUUAUGGAUAUCGACGGAGUCGAAAACAUUCCCGACUAA